Messenger RNA from Stereum hirsutum FP-91666 SS1, 1656 nucleotides. Its product is annotated as cytochrome P450. Gene Ontology annotation, molecular function: iron ion binding; heme binding; oxidoreductase activity, acting on paired donors, with incorporation or reduction of molecular oxygen. Lineage: Eukaryota; Fungi; Basidiomycota; Agaricomycetes; Russulales; Stereaceae. The transcript is spliced from 10 exons. The record is from RefSeq and is a predicted model, not a curated record. Bases 1 to 1656 code for a protein of 551 amino acids.
AUGACCUCUUUGCCGUCGAGUGUGCUUCACAUUCGCGUUGAUGAAUAUUAUGUUGCGGCUUGGGCUGGAGCGCUCGCACCGGUUGUUCAUCUCGCAUGCAACAGGCAUGAACCCAACAUUCUCCUCGCCAUCGCUUCCCUGUUUUUCUCCAUACUCUGCCUCUUCGCAGCCCUAAUCUACGCAGGUCAAUCAUUCUGGUACUCCCUUCUCCUGACCAACGUUGCUUCAACAUCCUUUGCAAUCACACUCUUCACCUCCAUUUCCAUCUACCGCCUCUUCCUUUCUCCCCUCUGCAACUUUCCAGGUCCGAACUUGGCUGCAAUAUCCAAGUUAUGGUAUAUCUAUCAUUCGGUUGGAGGUGGCAUGCCGAAGGUCGUACGUGAGUUGCAUGAGAAGUACGGCGAUAUCGUGCGGAUUGGGCCAGACGAAUUGAGCGUUCGUUCAAUGGAUGCGGUGGAAGUCAUUCUUGGCUCGAAGGGCAGGAUGAACAAGGGAUCAUGGUAUGAUGCGAUGUGGGCGGACAAAGGUGGACGCUCCGUACAUGCAUUGAAAAGCGUUGAUGAGCACGCGCAGAGGAGAAAGAUCUGGGACAAAGCUAUGUCUGGAUCUGCUGUGAAGGAAUAUGUGGUUUUUCUCAAGGACUGUCUGACACGUCUUUGUCAUCGACUGCAAGAGGAUUACAAGAGCAAUCCCGUUCAGGAUGUGAGACGUGUGAUGAAUCAUCUCAUAUUCGACAUUAUCGGAGAGAUUACUUGCUCUCGGUCAUUUGGCAUGAUCGAGAACGGCGAAGACCACACAUACAUUGAUUUCAUCGAAAGGGGUAUGCGUGCAUUAACCUGUAUCGCCGAAAUCCCGUGGAUUAUUCCUUUGUUGACCCUCCUCCCUGUGGUCAAAGCGCAAACCGAAGCAGAGGAAUUUUCGAUGAAAGCGACGAUGGAUCGCUACAAGAAGGGCUGGUCACGCCCGGAUUUAUUCUCGUACUUUGUUCAAGACGAUGGGCAGCUUCAACCGGGGAUGACAAUGAAGGAUCUCGAUGCUGAUGUUCGUGCUGCAAUUAUGGCAGGAUCUGAUACCUCCGCAACGACGCUGACGUUUAUCUUCGAGUUCCUCUCUCAACAUCCGAAGUGGACACGACAACUUCGAGAAGAAGUCGAUGCAAGACACCUGGGUGAUGGAGACUUCGACCUCGACAAUGCUCCGAUCCUCGAUGCUAUCGUAAACGAGACACUUCGGGUCCGACCCACUGUUCCAGCACGCUCACAGCGUGUUGUCCCUGCAGGAGGCAUCUCUAUCUCUGGCCAUUACAUUCCCGGUGGUACCCUCAUCGGCAUUCCUCCCCCACUCAUCAUGCAAGACCCACGUAACUUCUCUCCAGACCCAACCAUCUGGAGACCCCAACGAUGGCUACAACCCGAAAAAGAAGAAACAUUUCGUCGUUCGGCGUUCAUCCCUUUCUCCUACGGACCGUUCAACUGUUCUGGGAAGGCGCUUGGUUUAUUGGUGGUGAGAUAUUCGGUCGCGAGGCUCGUGCACGAGUUCGAUGUGAGCGCUGCGCAGGAGCAUGACAGUAAGGUCUUCGAGAGGUCGAUCAAAGAGUAUCUUUCGGUGCAGAAGGGGCCGUUUUGGGCGGUUGUGAGGCCGAGGAAUGUCAACUAA